CCUAAAGAUCGGUUUUCUGCCAUGGCCACCCAAUCCAACCACCCUCACUUCCUUCUGGUUCCUCUCAUGUCCCAAAGCCAUCUCAUUCCUUUCACCGACAUGGCUAAACUCCUCGCCCUUCGGGGCAUAGCCAUUACCAUUAUUAUCACACCCCUCAAUGCGAUCAGAUUCAAGACCAUUAUUGAUCAGGCAAUCCAUUCCAAUCUCAACAUCCAAUUUAUCCCUCUCCAAUUUCCCUGCCAACAAGCCGGCUUGCCUCAAGGACGUGAAAACAUGGACAGUAUCCCCUCUCCGGACUUGAACAAACAAUUUAUUUUAGCAUCUAGUAUGCUCCAACAAACUCUUGAAAAUUUGCUUGGACAUUUGGGGCCGCCGCCUAGCUGCAUAAUUGCUAGUGUUUGUCUUCCUUGGACUCGAGAUGUUGCCGUCAAGUUCAAGAUUCCAUGGCUCGUCUUCCAUGGGAUUUCUUGCUUCACCCUCUUGUGCACUAAAAACAUUGAGCGCUCCGACGUUCUCAAGAGUGUGGCAGCUGAUUCAGAGCCGUUUGAGGUACCGGGCAUGCCUGAUAGAAUUGAAUUUACGAAGGCCCAGUUGCCCCCAGGAUUUCAACCAAGUUCAGAUGGCUCGGGAUUUGCGGAGAAGAUGAGGGCCACAGCCAUUUUGGCGCAAGGGGAAGUGGUGAACAGUUUUGAGGAGUUGGAGCCAAACUACUUGCUGGAGUACAAGAAAUUGGUGAACAAAGUUUGGUGCAUAGGGCCUGUUUCUCUAUGUAACAAAGAGAUGUCAGAUAAGUUUGGGAGAGGCAACAAGGCCUCCAUUGAUGAAAACCAGUGUUUGAAGUGGCUCGACUCCAGAAAGCCAGAGUCUGUGAUUUAUGCUUGCUUUGGCAGCCUAUGUCACUUUUCAACUUCACAACUCAUAGAGAUUGGUUUGGGCUUAGAAGCAUCAAACCGUCCAUUCAUUUGGAUAAUUAGACAAAGUGAUUGCUCCUUUGAAUUAGAGGAAUGGUUGCUGGAAGAGAGGUACGAAGAGAGAAUCAAGGGGAGAGGUCUCAUAAUCCGAGGAUGGACACCUCAAGUAUUGAUAUUGUCCCAUCCAGCAGUAGGGGGCUUCUUAACACACUGUGGUUGGAAUUCUACCGUUGAAGGAAUCUGCAGUGGAGUUCCAAUGAUAACUUGGCGAAUGUUUGCUGAGCAGUUCUAUAAUGAGAAGCAGGUUGUCCAAGUAUUGAGGAUUGGCGUGAGGAUUGGAGUAGAAGUAACAGUACGGUGGGGAGAGGAAGAGAAGGCUGGAGCAUUGGUGAAGAGGAAUCAAGUAAAGGAGGCUGCAGACAAGUUGAUGGAUGAAGAAGAGGAAGGGGAAGAGAGAAGAGAAAGAGCUAGAAAGCUUGGGGAGCUGGCAAAGAUGGCAGUAGAGGAAGGGGGUUCUUCCCAAAUGAAUAUGACAUUGUUGAUCCAAGAUAUCAUGAGCCAAGUCAAUCAAAAUGGACCAACUAAAGAUGGACCAACUAAAGAAAUAGUAUAG
Vitis riparia (riverbank grape) is the source of this 1524-nucleotide messenger RNA. RefSeq names its product UDP-glycosyltransferase 73C3-like. Gene Ontology annotation, molecular function: UDP-glycosyltransferase activity. The coding region runs from base 22 to 1524 and encodes 500 amino acids. Lineage: Eukaryota; Viridiplantae; Streptophyta; Magnoliopsida; Vitales; Vitaceae. The transcript has a single exon. The record is from RefSeq and is a predicted model, not a curated record.